Messenger RNA from Indicator indicator, 3898 nucleotides. RefSeq names its product TATA-box binding protein associated factor 2 (gene TAF2). The transcript is spliced from 25 exons. Gene Ontology annotation, biological process: transcription initiation at RNA polymerase II promoter. The record is from RefSeq and is a predicted model, not a curated record. The coding region runs from base 248 to 3715 and encodes 1155 amino acids. NCBI's taxonomy places the organism in Eukaryota, Metazoa, Chordata, Aves, Piciformes, Indicatoridae. Gene Ontology annotation, cellular component: transcription factor TFIID complex. Gene Ontology annotation, molecular function: chromatin binding; transcription cis-regulatory region binding; RNA polymerase II general transcription initiation factor activity.
UAUCCCCAGUGGAGAGAGGGAUUGUGUGCUGCACUCGUAAACAGUUACGUACAAAGACUGAAUGUGCGAUCAUGUGGCGCGCAUUCGAGCUGAAGAUGCCUGACUGUUGGUAGUCACAGUACCACUGGGAAGAUGAGCGGUCAAAUGCGACCUGACACACGGAAAAAUCGAAGGACCUAUCAAGCGAGUGUGAUGUUGAUUGCAGUCUGACCGUCAGCAGUGUGUGCUUACAGUGCUGCUGUUCAGGAUGAAUAGGAAGAAAGGAGACAAAGGAUUUGAGAGCCCAAGGCCGUAUAAAUUAACUCACCAGGUAGUUUGUAUCAACAACAUAAAUUUUCAGAGAAAGUCUGUUGUAGGUUAUGUGGAACUUACAAUAUUUCCCACAGUUGCAAACCUGAAUAGAAUCAAACUGAACAGUAAACAGUGCCGGAUUUACAGAGUAAGAGUCAACGACUUAGAAGCAGCUUUCAUCUAUAAUGAUCCAACACUGGAGGUUUGUCACCACGAGUCAAAGCAGAGGAAUCUCAACUAUUUUUCCAAUGCCUAUGCUGCUGCAGUCAGUGCUGUGGACCCAGAUGCUGGAAAUGGAGAACUGUGCAUUAAGGUUCCCUCAGAGCUGUGGAAACAUGUUGAUGAGUUAAAAGUCCUGAAAGUGCAUAUAAACUUCUCUCUGGACCAGCCAAAAGGAGGCCUUCAUUUUGUGGUACCCAACAUGGAGGGCAGCAUGGCAGAAAGAGGCGCUCAUGUCUUUUCAUGUGGUUAUCAAAAUUCUACAAGGUUUUGGUUUCCUUGUGUUGAUUCCUAUUCUGAGUUGUGCACUUGGAAGCUUGAGUAUACUGUAGAUGCUGCAAUGGUGGCUGUUUCAAAUGGAGAUUUGGUGGAAACUGUAUAUACCCAUGAUAUGAGAAAGAAGACUUUUCAUUACAUGCUGACUAUUCCAACUGCAGCUUCUAACAUCUCCUUGGCAAUAGGACCUUUUGAAAUCCUUGUUGAUCCGUACAUGCAUGAGGUGACUCACUUUUGCUUACCACAACUUCUCCCGUUGCUCAAACAUACCACGUCAUACCUUCAUGAGGUGUUUGAAUUUUAUGAGGAGAUUCUUACCUGCCGCUAUCCAUACUCCUGUUUUAAGACUGUUUUUAUAGAUGAAGCUUAUGUUGAAGUAGCUGCUUAUGCAUCCAUGAGUAUUUUCAGCACAAAUCUCUUACACAGCGCAAUGAUUAUAGAUGAAACUCCACUGACAAGGAGGUGCUUAGCACAGGCCCUGGCCCAGCAGUUCUUUGGAUGUUUUAUAUCCCGAAUGUCCUGGUCAGAUGAAUGGGUGCUAAAGGGAAUCUCUGGUUAUAUUUAUGGUCUUUGGAUGAAAAAAACCUUUGGUGUUAAUGAGUAUCGCCACUGGAUUAAACAGGAGUUAGAUCAAAUAGUGGCAUAUGAACUGAAGACUGGUGGAGUUCUGCUGCAUCCAAUAUUUGGAGGAGGAAAAGAGAAAGACAACCCUGCAUCACAUUUGCACUUUUCUAUCAAACACCCUCACACACUUUCCUGGGAAUAUUACACUAUGUUCCAGUGUAAAGCACAUCUUGUUAUGAGACUGAUUGAGAACAGGAUUAGCAUGGAGUUCAUGUUACAGGUUUUCAACAAGUUGUUGAGUCUGGCCAGCACUGCUUCAUCUCAGAAGUUCCAGUCACACAUGUGGAGUCAGAUGCUGGUUUCCACAUCUGGGUUUUUGAAAUCUAUCUCCAAUGUCUCUGGCAAAGACAUCCAACCUUUAAUAAAGCAAUGGGUCGACCAGAGUGGAGUGGUAAAAUUUUAUGGUAGCUUUGCAUUUAAUAGAAAACGGAAUGUGUUGGAAUUGGAAAUAAAACAAGACUACACAUCUCCUGGGACACAGAAAUAUGUGGGUCCUCUUAAAGUGACAGUGCAAGAACUUGAUGGAUCAUUCAACCAUACAUUGCAGAUUGAAGAAAACAGUCUUAAACAUGAUAUACCUUGCCAUUCUAAAAGCAGAAGAAAUAAGAAGAAAAAGAUUCCACUGAUGAAUGGAGAAGAGGUGGACAUGGACCUUUCUGCUAUGGAUGCUGAUUCCCCUUUGCUCUGGAUAAGAAUAGACCCUGAUAUGUCAGUACUGAGGAAGGUAGAAUUUGAACAGUCUGAUUUCAUGUGGCAAUAUCAGCUUCGAUAUGAGAGAGAUGUGGUUGCACAAGAAGAAGCCAUUCUGGCACUGGAAAAGUUCCCUACCCCAGCAUCACGGCUUGCACUGACUGAUAUACUAGAGCAGGAACAAUGUUUCUACCGAGUAAGAAUGCUGGCCUGCUUCUGCCUUGCGAAGAUUGCAAAUUCCAUGGUAAGUACAUGGACAGGACCACCAGCCAUGAAGUCACUCUUUACCCGAAUGUUUUGUUGUAAGACGUGUCCAAACAUUGUGAAGACCAACAAUUUCAUGAACUUUCAAAGCUACUUUCUGCAAAAGACUAUGCCUGUUGCCAUGGCCCUUCUGAGAGAUGUUCACAACCUCUGUCCUAAGGAGGUUUUAAUGUUUAUUUUGGAUUUGAUCAAGUAUAACGAUAACAGGAAGAAUAAGUUUUCAGACAACUACUACCGUGCUGAGCUGAUUGAUGCCCUAGCCAACUCUGUAACUCCUGCAGUCAGUGUGAACAAUGAAGUUCGAACAUUGGAUAACUUAAAUCCUGAUGUUCGACUUAUUCUUGAGGAAAUAACUCGGUUCCUAAAUAUGGAGAAGCUUCUUCCCAGCUACAGGCAUACCAUUACAGUCAGCUGUUUAAAAGCUAUUCGAGUGCUUCAGAAGAAUGGUCAUGUCCCAAGUGAUCCUGCUGUCUUCAAGUCAUAUGCAGAAUAUGGACACUUUGUAGAUGUCCGAAUAGCAGCAUUGGAGGCUGUCGUUGAUUAUACAAAAGUUGAUAGGAGCUAUGAAGAAUUGCAGUGGCUGCUUACUAUGGUCCAGAAUGAUCCUGUGCCCUACAUAAGGCAUAAGAUUCUGGAUAUGCUGACUAAGAAUCCACCUUUUACCAAGAACAUGGAGUCCCCUUUAUGUAACGAAGCUUUGGUAGAUCAGCUUUGGAAACUGAUGAAUUCAGGAACUUCACAUGACUGGAGAUUACGAUGUGGUGCUGUGGACCUCUAUUUCACGCUUUUUGGCCUCAGCAGACCAUCUUGUUUACCAUUACCAGAGCUUGGACUUGUUCUUAAUCUCAAAGAAAAGAAGGCUGUACUUAAUCCAACGAUUAUCCCUGAAUCAGUUGCAAAUAAUCAGGAACCUGUGAAUAUUGCUAACAAUCACGGACAGUCAGUAGGAUUUCAGAACACCUUCUCAAACUCUCAAGAAGAGGAGGAAAUUGAUAUGGACACAGUUCAUGACAGUCAAGCCUUUAUUUACCACCAUUUGAAUAUGCUGGAGAGACCAUCCACACCAGGUAUGAGCGGAUUUAUUGGUAAAGAACAGUCUUCGGGAGAGAUGAGUAUGCACCCUGUCUCUGCAGCUCCGCUCUGUGUGUACAGUAAAGAAACAAACUCCUCAAAACACAGUGACCACCAUCAUCAUCACCACCAUGAGCACAAGAAAAAGAAGAAGAAACACAAGCAUAAGCACAAGCAUAAACAUAAACAUGAUAAUAAGGAAAAGGAGAAGGAUCCCUUUGCUUUCUCUAACAGUCCAGCCAGUGCACGAUCAAUCCGUUCCCCAUCACUUUCAGACUGAUAGCAGCGGCUUCUCUGGAGUUACCUUGCAGUGUUCUCUGAAUACUUAGAAGGAUGUAUAUAACAAUAGCUUCUAUCUUUUUUGAUGGAAAUAAGAUGUCAUUGCCUUAGCAAUUCAGAAGCUCUUCCACUGUCCUUGUCUUAAGCCUUCUAUUUGCAGAUGCGGUUGUUGAAAUAAUCAGAU